UUCAAAUCUUGUGUACCUUUAGAAUUCAGUUGUUAAGAGUGGCUGUUGGGAGUUUUGCACAUACCGAACAACGAAAAAGCUAUCAGAAUGCCGAGCGAAAACAAACAAGUGAAGAUGCCAAUAAGAAAAUCAAAUAAUUUUUAUGAAAACUGGAAAGUCUUUUCUAAACAUAACAAGCUAAUGUUUCGUUGCAACGAGUAAAGAUUUCGCAAUCUAUGGCUGUGGGCAUCAUGAAUUCCAGUGUAUUCUCUUGGCACAGCAACGGUCUCAGUGUUAUUGUUGGGAAGCUUACAUACCAUGUUUCUUCACACUUAUGAUAGAAAGAAAGCGCAAUGGUAUUUGAAGCGAGAUCUUGCCAAGUUGUUAGAAAAUAAGAAUGGUGGAAGAGCGAUUCAAUUGUUAUUCGAUGCUAAGGGCAAUGGACAUCGUGAAGGCGACUAUAUGAUAGAGGAUCGUAAAAAUAUAUGUGUUGGUUGUGGUGGAGAUCAGCAACUAACCUUACACCAUGUUGUACCAGAAAUGUACAGACAAUGGAUGCCACUUGUUAUCAAGUCAAAAUCUAGCCGGGAUUUAUUAUUGUUAUGCAAGCAUUGUCAUGACGCAUACGAGCAAAAAGCUAUUCAAUUGAAAAAAGACUGCGUCAAACGAUUCGGCAUACCGUUGGAGGGAGAAGGGUGGAUUUAUCUUCCAGAACAUAGAAGGGCCAAAAAGGCUGCUAAUGCCUUGAUUAGAUCAUCUGACAAAAUACCACUGCAUAGGCAGAAGGAACUUACUGAAACUAUAUUGAAUUUUUGGCAGAAAGAAAAGAUAAGCGAGUCUGAAAAAAGUGACGGAAACACAAAAGAAGAAGCUUGGAAAAACAUAUUGCAGAGUUGUAGCGAGUUAGUAGAUCAUUAUAAAGGGCCGGAUUUCGUCGAACACGGGAAAAAAGCCAUACAGAUAUUGACCGAAAGAACCGAGUACAAUGACAAAAACCAAGAAAUUUGGCCUGAUCUCGAAGCCUUCAUAAAAGAAUGGAGACAGCAUUUCCUGGAUUAUCUACAACCGAAAUAUCUCAGUGAACUAUGGACCAUUGAAGGGGACAUUUAUACGCGAUAACUCAAAAAGAAAGCGAAAGCGAUGUUUCAACCUUAAAUUACAGUGUUUUAGCUUCAACUUUACACUAAAUACAAAUUUUAUUGGACAAUAUACAUAUUCAAUUUUGAUAAUUUUAAAUUAUUU
Molecule: messenger RNA, 1221 nt
Organism: Mycotypha africana
Lineage: Eukaryota; Fungi; Mucoromycota; Mucoromycetes; Mucorales; Mycotyphaceae
Exons: 3
Coding region: 298-1098 (266 amino acids)
Source: RefSeq, a predicted model, not a curated record